CAGCACCAGUCCCAGUGUCUGUAUGAGGCUGACAUCUAGUGGACAUUUCUAUUAUCCGGGAAUUUACAGACACGCCUGUUGUUCCCGUCUCUCAGACACAGAACCAGGAAGAAUCAGAGAAACCGAAACUUAAGUGCUGUUGUCCUGUUGCAACUUUAUAUCAGCCUCACAUGCAGGAAAAUGGCAGAAGCCCGUAUUUCAGUGGAGCAGUUCUUGUGUCCGGUGUGUCUGGAUCUCCUGAAGGAUCCAGUGACCAUCCAGUGUGGACACAGUUACUGUAAGAGCUGUAUUACAGACUGCUGGGAUCAGGAGGAUGAGAAGAGAGUCUACAGCUGCCCUCAGUGCAGACAGACCUUCAGUCCAAGACCUGCUUUAUUUAAGAACGUGGUGUUUGCUGAAAUGCUGGAGAAACUGAAGAAGACUAAUCUUCAAAGUGCGGUUCCUGCUGGAGCUGGAGAUGUUCAGUGUGACGUCUGUACUGGAAGAAAACACAAAGCUGUCAAGUCCUGUCUGGUGUGUCUGAACUCUUACUGUCAGAAUCACCUCGAACAACAUGAGAGUUUGUUUAAAGGAAAGAGACACAAUCUGACUGAAGCCACUGGACGACUGCAGGAGAUGAUCUGCCAGAAACAUGAGAAGCUCCUCGAGGUUUUCUGUCGCACUGAUCAGAAAUGUAUUUGCUUGCUGUGUUUGGUGGAUGAACACAGAAACCAUGACACUGUAUCAGCUGCAGCACAGAGGACAGAGAAAGAGAGAGACUUGAAGGAGACACAGAAGACGUUCCAGCAGAGAAUCCAGCAGAGAGAGAAAGAUCUCCAGCAGCUGAGAGAGGCUGUGGAGUCUCAGAAGCGCUCUGCACAGACAGCAGUGGAGGACAGUGAGAGGAUCUUUACUGAGCUCAUCCGCUCCAUUGAGAGAAGCCGCUCUGAGCUGAUACGGCUGAUCAGAGAUCAGGAAAAGCAAGCAGUGAGUCGAGCUGAAGGACGACUGGAGCGACUGGAGCAGGAGAUCAAUGAUCUGAGGAGGAGAGACGCUGAGCUGGAGCAGCUUUCACACACACAGGAUCACAUCCAGUUCCUGCAGAGUUUCCAGUCUCUCUCAGCUCCUCCUGAAUCUACAGACGUAAAUGAUGAUCUCUUCAGUUCUCUCGUCUCUUCUGAUGAUCUGAGAGAAUCUGUUCAUCAGCUGACAGACAAACUGGAGGAUUUCUGCAAAGAGCAGCUCAAGAAGAUCUCAGACAGAGAAACAUUCACCAACAUUGUUCCCAGGACCAGGAACCACUUCCUACAAUAUUCCCAUCAGCUCACUCUGGAUCUGAACACAGUGAAUAAACUCCUCCGUCUGUCUGAGAGAAACAGAGUGACAUACACUGGCAGAGAUCAGUCGUAUCCUGAUCAUCCAGACAGAUUUGAUGUGUAUCCUCAGGUGUUGUGUAGAGAGAGUGUGUGUGGACGCUGUUACUGGGAGCUGGAGUGGAGUGCUGGUGAAAAUGGUUUUGUGUCUAUAUCAGUGUCAUAUAAGAGCAUCAGCAGGAAGGGACGAGGUGUUGAGUGUUUGUUUGGAUAUAAUGAUCAGUCCUGGAGUUUGAUCUGCUCUUCCUCCAGAUACUCGUUCAUACACAAUAAGAGAGUGACUGAUCUCUCUGUGAAGUCCAUCAGCAGUAGAAUAGGAGUGUUUGUGGAUCACGUUGCAGGAACUCUGUCCUUCUACAGCGUCUCUGACACAAUGAGCCUCAUCCACACAGUCCAGACCACAUUCACUCAGCCGCUCUAUCCUGGGUUUAGAGUUGAUUUUGGAUCAUCAGUGAAACUGUGUUGAUGAAUCAGAAUAGACUGAUGAGAGAUUAUAUACCCUUAUACUACGGGGCCGUUGAAUGCUUGAAUCUGAUUGGCUGACGAACGUUCUGAGGUGUGCAAUUAUUUUCAGGGAAACGCACGGCGAACGUAGUUCCAGGCAGCUCUUGACCGCAUUACAUGACCAUAUCACUUCGCCCAAUGAUUUCUGUUAUUUCAAAGGUCUUACAACAGCAAAAUAAUCAAGAACCACAACACACUGGCCAAACAAAUAAAUAUAGCAAACAAUAUGAUAAAAACGACAGAUCGUGUCCAUGUUUUUGCCACAAAAUUACGCUUUAUUAUAAACAUGACUGCAUCACCACCUCGGGUGUGCAUUAUUUUUCUAAUAAUUCAAUGGACCGAAGUCAAUUAUUCCUUACGUAAUGCUUUGACCUGCAUGAUAGUUUAAUAUAAAUGGUUUAAUGUUUAGGCUAAAUUUAAUUUUUUUCUGUGAUCAAAGCUGACUUUACUAAUCCAGUCUUCAGUGUCACAUGAUUUGCUGUUUAAUUAUUUUAAUUAUUAUUUGUGCUCAGUUAUUAAUAAUGGUUCUUAUUAUUAUCAAUACUGAAAACUGUUUUUGUUUCCUAAUAUUUUUGUGUAAACUGUGACACUAACUUUUUUAGGAUCAUUUGUUGAAUACAAAGUUAAAGAACAGCAUUUUAUAUAUUUACAUAAUUUGUAAUAAGUAUAUAUUUACUGUCACUUAAAUCAAUUGAAUGCAACCUUUUUGAAUAAAAGUAUUGUUUGUUUUUUUGUUUUUUGUUUUAAACUUACUCCAGACUGAAUGGUUUUGUAUCACAUUUUCCACAAUAAUAUGAAGCAGGACAACUGUUUUCAACAUUGAUAAUAAUAAAUGUUUCUUGAGCAGCAAAUCAGCAUAUUAGAAUAAGUUCUGAAGGAUCAUGUGACGCUGAAAACCAGAGUAAUUAUCUCUGUGCCAAAAAGUCCAGGGCCACUUUUUAGCCCCAGUCCACCCCUGCUGAGAUGUUAUAGAGUCUCUUAUUUUCUCUUCAUUACAUUAGUACUGCAGCUGAACUUCUGUCAGGAAAAUAUCAUCAGAAUAAAUGUGUGUAAUACAUCCUCAUAUAGACAGUAAGAUCAGUGUGUGUGUGUGUGUGUGUGUGUGAGUCCUGCUCACACCAGUGACCGUGUGUUUUUGUACUUUUCUCAACCUCUAUGUGUGUUGAUGGAAAUCACUCAUUUAGUUAAUAAUUAGUGCUGGGCAACAAUUAAUCACGAUUAAUCACAUCCAAAAUGAAAGUUUUUGUUUAUAUAAUAUAUGUGUGUACUGUGUGUAUUUAUUAUGUACAUAUAA
This is a messenger RNA of Onychostoma macrolepis, 3150 nucleotides long. Its product is annotated as tripartite motif-containing protein 16-like. The transcript has 6 exons. Gene Ontology annotation, molecular function: zinc ion binding; protein binding. Bases 181 to 1818 code for a protein of 545 amino acids. Lineage: Eukaryota; Metazoa; Chordata; Actinopteri; Cypriniformes; Cyprinidae. The record is from RefSeq and is a predicted model, not a curated record.